This is a messenger RNA of Cyclopterus lumpus (lumpfish), 2884 nucleotides long. It is a transcript of the gene dclre1b, whose product is annotated as DNA cross-link repair 1B. Gene Ontology annotation, biological process: interstrand cross-link repair; protection from non-homologous end joining at telomere; double-strand break repair via nonhomologous end joining. Lineage: Eukaryota; Metazoa; Chordata; Actinopteri; Perciformes; Cyclopteridae. Bases 181 to 2016 code for a protein of 611 amino acids. The transcript has 5 exons. The record is from RefSeq and is a predicted model, not a curated record. Gene Ontology annotation, molecular function: 5'-3' DNA exonuclease activity; damaged DNA binding.
AGGAAGCGUGGCCUCCGUCCUACAUGCAUGAAGGGGCUUUGCGCGUUAACUUGAAAACAAAAAUGGCGGGUCCAUAACCUGCUGUCAGCACCGUGACGACGGCCCGCUGCUUGUGAUGUCGAAGGUUGGACAGGAGGUUUUCUCAUGGCACAAUAAUGACAUCCAGGGGCACCUCAGACAAUGCCAGUCAACGGGAAAGUCAUCCCCAACACCCCGCUGGCCGUGGACUUCUGGCAUGUGCGGAAGUGUCCGGGCACCCGGCUGUUUUUCCUGUCCCACAUGCACAGCGACCACACGGUGGGGUUGACCUCCACCUGGAGCAACCGGCCCAUCUACUGCUCUCUAACCACCGCCGCUCUGCUCAGGCUCAAGUUGCAGGUGAAAGAAGAGUGGAUCCAUCCAUUAGAGCUGGAUGAGCCUUACCUGUUGCCACUGGAUGACAUCGGCAAGGAGAGGCUGACAGUCACACUGAUAAACGCCAACCAUUGUCCAGGGGCUGUCAUGUUUCUCUUUGAAGGCUACUUUGGCUCCAUACUUUACACUGGUGACUUCAGAUAUACUCCCUCCAUGUUGCGUGAGCCGUGCCUAAGGAGCAACGCAACUAUAGAUGUCCUGUACCUAGACAACACCAACUGCGACCCCAAUCGCACCCUCCCCUCCAGACAGCGAGCCACUCAACAAAUCAAAGAGAUCAUCCGCAGACACCUCGACCACAAUGUUGUCAUAGGCCUCUACGCACUUGGGAAGGAGUCCCUGCUGUUGGAGCUGGCGAUGGAGUUUAAAACCUGGAUCGAGGUGAGCUUUGAGAGGAUGGAGACCCUCAAAGUGCUGGAGCUGCCUGACGUCUUCACCACUGAACCAGGAGCCGGUCGUAUCCGAGCUGUGGAACAGUCAGUGAUUUGCUCUGCCACUUUAAACCAGUGGAACAAAGAACAACCCACUUUGGCCAUAAUUCCCACCAGCAGGCCCCUGGUCUCUUUUCACCCCAACGUUCAUGUUGUGCCAUACUCUGACCACUCCUCUUACCAAGAGCUGGAGGAUUUUGUCUCUGCACUUAAACCUACUUCCCUUGUACCCAUUGUAGGAAACCAUGUACCUGGAAGUUUCUCUGCCUUACUGCCCAGCAAAAAGCACCAUGAAAUCCUGGUGCCUGAGUCAGUCCGACACUACAUGUUGAGACGGCCUGAGAGCCAACUCUGCUCUUCCCCAUACACCAGCCUUCGACGCAGAGGUUUCCAACCUCUUGUUCCCAAAGGGGUGGUAUUUGAGUCUCCUGAAAGGGGAUCCAAGAAGUCAUGCGAAGAAGCCUGGGAGGCAGAGUGCCGAGAGCAGGACGCUUCUGGGGUAGAGAUGGACACAGAAAGUAGUGAAAAGGACUCUGACUGCAUCCUUGUUGACCUGAGCAAGGACCUCACCCCUAACAAAAACAGAAAAGGGACUGGAGAUAUGUGGAGCCUCGAUAUUAUCCAAACAGUGUCUGAAGAUGUGGUAAUGGCUGAGUCGGUGCCUUUCAGUCAACUUAGCCAGAGUAACUUUGCUCCGAUGGAGAUCCUGACAAACACCAAGGCCUGCUUGAAGUCUGUCAGAAAGACAAGAGGGCCUUUUAAAAGCAAUGCCAAAAUAAUCAACAACACAAUUUCAAAUGAAAAGUACAGCAGCCAGGGUAGCAGACUCGGUAAUGUUCAGAACAACUACACAUUGUCAGUGAGUGGUGGCAUGAGUCAGCACAGUGGGCAUGCUAUUGAUCAGGACGGUGACAUAAUGUCAAAUGACCAAAUGAACAACAUCGUGACAACAUUGCAGAGCAGCCUCCAGAAUGAUUCCUGUUCUUCAUCAAGCUCAGAGACUGAGCUGAAGCAGGAGUAUUUAGAGGAGCUUGAAAGCCAUAUUUUAAAGGCUCUCUCCUUCACAGAGGAGGACAUGAAGGUGUGUGGCCUCUUGCAGCAGAGCUUUGUGCAGCAGUUUCCUCUCUCUCCUGUCUGUGAUGCACAAGAUGAUCACAUCUCGGCUGAAUAGUGUGUGUGUGUGUGUGUGUGUGUGUGUGUGUGUGUGUGUGUGUGUGUGUGUGUGUGUGUGUGUGUGUGUGUGUGUGUGUGUGUGUGUGUGUGUGUGUGUGUGUGUGUGUGUGUGUGUGUGUGUGUGUGUGUGUGUGUGUGUGUGUGUGUGUGUGUGUGUGUGUGUGUGUGUGUGUGUGUGUGUGUGUGUGUGUGUGUGUGUGUGUGUGUGUGUGUGUGUGUGUGUGUGUGUGUUAAAGAAGAGCACUUUAAAGGCAACACAUAAUGUAUGUGUGGCCUGGAGUUUAGAAAAGCAGGCUUGUGAUCAGUGUUUAGAGCUGACCUGUGAAGUGAAUAACCUUUGCUCCCACCUUUCAACAUGGUAACCUUGGCUUUGUAUGCCAGGGCUGCUUUCUUUGGUUAGAAAAAAGAGAAUUAUUUAUUUUGUUCUAAUGGAAGACACUAACCAGUGACCUUUAGUGACCGGUAUAUGUGGUCAGGGCUGAUGCACAGCUUAUAUCUGUAAUGGAUGUUUGUAAAGUCACAUUUCCACAAAGAUAGACCAGUAAGCUAGUUACUCUUGUUCUUUUGUUUUUAGCCUUGAGAACCACCGGUUUCGUAACAGCGGCUGUUUUUACAUUCUUUAUUUUGAGGAGUUGAAAAUUAGUCUUUAUGUUCGAUCUGCCUUUUCCACCUUCAUUUGUAUAUUUCCUGUGUUUCAGUAAUGGCAUUGUUUAAGUCAAUUGUGAACCCUUAAAGAAUGUUUUCAUUAGUUUUUUUGAGAAUCAAGUUAUCAAAGAGAAAUUGUAAUUUUGAUAUCAUCUGUAUGAAAAAUGUUUGAGAAGAUACUGUUACAAAUAAAGUGUGUUUUCCUAUACAACCAACCAUAA